GCGAGCUGCAGUGUGGCUCGAGCGCACAUUUUCACCGUAACACACACAAAGACAGCACACAUUUUAGUUAAUGUUUUAUCUUCUUUUUUGAGAAAGGAAAUAGAAACACUGUUAAGUUUUCACAGUCGCUGACAGCAGAGAGGACUUCCCUCCGAAAAGACGGUGUUUUAUUUUUACAAAGUUGGGAUUACUCAGUGAGAAAAUGCUGAAAAUGAGCACUGAAGACUUUGGGGGAAAUCUGCGGAAUCACCUGCUGCGAAUGGCCAUGUGUCGAGCAUAGAUAAGCCCCCUUAUGAGGUGAAAACCCUUCCUCAUCCUGCAGUGUCCCCUCCCAGCACCAACAGCAGGAAUAAGGGAUGUUCAUCCUUUUGGUGAUGUUAAUUAUCUCCUGCAGCUUCCAGGUGUCUCCGGCCAUUAGCCUGGAUGAGGUGAAAAAGAACUGGAAGUUGUACAUGGAUCAAUGUAUCUAUAACAUCAGCCGAGAUCCCCCGAGCAUCGGUCUCAUGUGCAACAGGUCUUUUGACGAUUAUGCCUGUUGGCCUGAUGGACUCCCCAACACCACGGUCCGUGUGCCAUGUCCAUGGUACCUCCCAUGGCACCAUAAAAUUCAGCAUGGUACAGUGUAUCAGGAAUGUGAUCCAAAUGGUCAGUGGACAAAUAUAAAGAAUACCAGUGAGUGUGACUCCAAUGAUCCAACUCUGCAAUACUACGGGCACAUUCGAAUCAUGUACACUGUUGGAUAUUCUUUAUCUCUUGUGGCUUUGGUGUUGGCCCUUGGUAUCCUCAUAUCCUUCAGAAAAUUACACUGCAUGAGGAACAACAUCCAUAUGAAUUUGUUUGCCUCCUUCAUCCUGCGAGCCCUGUCUAUCCUCAUCAAAGACGCUUUGUUGGAAGCCAACAUCACGUCACAAGACAUCAGCAGUGAGCAGGAGCAGGGCUUUUCCAGCGCAUCCUUUUCACCAGUCGAGCUGCUGGUCAACAAUGAGAUAACGGUUAGCUGCCGCCUGGCUGUGGUAAUGAUGCAGUACAGCAUCAUGGCCAAUAGCUACUGGUUGCUGGUAGAAGGCAUCUAUCUCCACAACCUUCUUGUCAUCACUGUGUUCACUGAGAGGAACUACUUCAACAUCUACCUGUGCAUUGGCUGGGGUACCCCAUUAAUAUUCCUUGUGCCCUGGGUGAUAGUGAAAUACCUGUAUGAAAAUCAAGAAUGCUGGGGCCAAAAUAUAAAUAUGAAUUACUGGUGGAUCAUCCGCUCCCCAAUACUGCUGGCAGUCAUGAUCAACUUUCUCAUCUUUAUCCAUAUCAUUAAAAUUCUUGUGUCGAAACUGCGAGCACAUCAAAUGAGAUACACCGAUUAUAAAUUCAGGUUGGCUAAGUCGACUUUAACACUAAUCCCUCUGCUGGGCAUCCAUCAGGUCGUGUUUAUCUUUGUAACAGACGAGUCGACUAAGGACAGCAUCACUUUACGUCUCACCAAGCUCUUCACUGACCUCUUCUUCUCUUCUUUCCAGGGUCUGCUGGUGGCCAUCUUGUACUGUUUUGUUAACAAAGAAGUGCAGUCCGAGGUCAUGAAAAAGUGGAAGCGCUGGAAACUUGGAAGGAACAUUGAGGAGGAAUACCGCCACACAUACAGCAACACCCCCAACGUAAAGAGCAGCAGCCUGUUAAACCACAUGUCUCGACUGCCUCACCUCUCAGAUAUCACCAAAGCCUCGGUCCCCGUCUGCAGCCCCGAGGAGAGGUGCAUGCUAGUGGACAGCUGCCACAAUGGUGUGGCAUGCAGUAAGACGACUGGCACGUGCACUUCCCCGCUACACAAGGAAACCAUCAGCAACUGCACCGUAGUGGAUGACAUCAGCGUCACAGACAAAGUGCAGUGCUACAAAGCUCGAAGAAAGAGCAUGGAGAGCCACCUGUGACGAGCAUGUGGAAGAAAAACUCCCUGACCAAAGUUAAAGAGCCUUCAGUUCCCAUCUGGAUCUGAGGCGGCUGAGGUGACAGAUUCAUGUUCACCCAGAGAUCAACUUCAACAGGAAAGAGGGCAGCAUCUCUUUCUGAGAGAGAAAACGAUGACGCUCGCGCUGAGAUGUCGAGGUGCUGGGAGUGUUAUGAAUCGAUCAGAUGUUCACAAAGACAAUACAGGAAGCUGCUGUCUUCUGAACAUCGCAAGACAUGUAAGCUAUGUAAAUUAAAAAAAAAAAGAAAAGAAAAACUAAUACUAAUAACAGCAGCUAAACAAAAUCACAACAACAUCAGAACGCUACAGGGUCUUUUAAUGAGCCUCUGCUUUAAUUUAUGCAGUGUAUCAAAUGUGUUCUGAGGUGCUGGAGGUGAAAAGAAAUCUGCACAAAAUAGGACAGACAGCGUGACAGAGGAAAUGUUUGUUCCCUGCUGUUAUCUAAAAAAGAAAUUCAGUGUCUGUUGUAAUUCUUGUGAAAGUGUACACAAAAAAAACAAAACAAAACAGGACAAAUGUGUUGUUGUUUGUGCAGUGACUGGCAGCUUCUUUUUAGAUUUUAUAAGCAGGAACUUCAAAAAUCUCAAAGGAACAUUGUUUGGCUUUUAGCACGAAAGUUGGCUUGUUAAAAUAAUGCCAAAUGUCUUUUUAGAAUAACAUCGUUAGUUGCAAUUCUGUGCCAUUAAUUCUGUUUGGUUGUAUGUUGUGAACAAACGUGACUGCAUUCCGUGUCAGCUUCCACGCUUCUUCAGGGGCAAGAUGAAAGUUACCAGAGGGCAACACUUAGAUCGAGAAUAACCACAACCACAAUAGCGCUCGUUAAAACACAUACCUGUCCGUGUACAACCGUUGCGGGGUUGUGUGAGUUACUGUCAAAAAAGCACAUUCUUUGAAGUGUUUGUGCAAUAAUGACCACAGAAGGUGUUUCAACUAAAAUGAAUCAGUUCUGCUAACAAACACACCAAGGCAAAGGUUAUGCAAGGAAACCAGUUUUACAAAGCUUAAGUCACAAAUUGGAAGGAUAAUUUGGC
Messenger RNA from Thalassophryne amazonica, 2988 nucleotides. It is a transcript of the gene gcgra, whose product is annotated as glucagon receptor a. Gene Ontology annotation, cellular component: plasma membrane. The transcript is spliced from 14 exons. The record is from RefSeq and is a predicted model, not a curated record. Bases 357 to 1919 code for a protein of 520 amino acids. Lineage: Eukaryota; Metazoa; Chordata; Actinopteri; Batrachoidiformes; Batrachoididae. Gene Ontology annotation, molecular function: peptide hormone binding; glucagon receptor activity. Gene Ontology annotation, biological process: adenylate cyclase-activating G protein-coupled receptor signaling pathway; cell surface receptor signaling pathway.